CAACCAUUUUUUGAAGUAAUGAGACAUCAUAUUCUUUCCUUAAACAUAAUUCAUUUGAAAUUUUGAUUGUUCGGCGAAAUUUUCUAAGUAACAAAUUGACAUUCACCUUCAUUUUCCUCCAUAGCUAUUUGAUAUCUUUGUGCGCUUUUUUUCCACUUUACCCAAUCUCAGAUGCUUUUCUGGUUCUGCUGGGAUUCAUUUAGCAUUUGAUUGUUAUUCCUUGCCAUUAUUUGUUUUCUCAAGACGAGGGCUUUCUGGGAAAGUUUAUUAGAUCAUUGCAGCUGAAUUAGGUUAACUUGGGAAAGUUUUAUCUGCUCAAAACUUUCAUCUUAUUAGCUAGACCGUGCUGUUUGUUUUUGAAGCAACAUGAACCACCCUCAUCCAUAUGGUGAAGAUCAUUUAUGCACACAGGAUGAACCCACUGUCAUGGGCUUUGAAGUUCCAAGAUCACCCGAUGCAAGUUACAACAAUGUGUAUCCUGGGCAUUUAGAUGAAGGAAGGGAACCACCGAUGGUACCGCCAUAUUUGCAUCAUACCUUGCUAAACCACCCAGCAACAAGAGAUGAAUCAACCUCCCUCCCGUUGCCACAGAACGCGGUGCUAAACCAUCUGUAUAUUGAGAACGGAGAAGUCCCGAGGUCAGUUGUAGCACUUGGUGUAACACACCGUUUUCGCUCAAAAUAUGUUACGGUCGUGCUUUACAAACCCGUCCAAAGAAGAUGAGGUAGCAUAGCAGACAUGCCUGAACGUACACACCAUCUUUGGCUUGUGGUCUGAUGAUAGUAGAGGUAAAUACACAGCAAGUUCUGCAGUGGAGAAUGUUUAUUUCUUCCCAGCUACUAGUAGUAGGAAAAUAUGGUAUCAGGUACCCUUGGACUUGAAUAAUUGAAGUUAUAUGUUCAAUAGUUUUAAAAAGUUUACAUGUAUUAUGGCAAAAAGUUAGUGAUGUCCCUGUUUGUUUGCCUUGACAAUUA
Molecule: messenger RNA, 974 nt
Organism: Solanum verrucosum
Lineage: Eukaryota; Viridiplantae; Streptophyta; Magnoliopsida; Solanales; Solanaceae
Product: SNF1-related protein kinase regulatory subunit beta-3
Exons: 4
Coding region: 367-723 (118 amino acids)
Molecular function (GO): protein binding
Source: RefSeq, a predicted model, not a curated record